Messenger RNA from Daucus carota subsp. sativus, 6585 nucleotides. Its product is annotated as AP2-like ethylene-responsive transcription factor ANT. Gene Ontology annotation, molecular function: DNA binding; DNA-binding transcription factor activity. NCBI's taxonomy places the organism in Eukaryota, Viridiplantae, Streptophyta, Magnoliopsida, Apiales, Apiaceae. Bases 4375 to 6357 code for a protein of 660 amino acids. The transcript is spliced from 9 exons. Gene Ontology annotation, biological process: regulation of DNA-templated transcription. The record is from RefSeq and is a predicted model, not a curated record.
AAUUUAGAGUUAUUAUGAUGAGUUUUCUGAUCAUUUUAUACUUAAAUAUAUUUAAAGAGAAAUAGCUAAAUAUUUUUGUUGACACAAUUAUAAAUUUGAUUUCCUGAUUUAAAAGAAUGUAAAGCUGUACUAUAAUUUUUUUACUAGUAUUUUUGUAUUUAUUUUAUAAUAAAUAUUUUACGGUGCUGAUGAAAAAUUUUAUUGUAUCGAAGAAAUUUUUUUUGGCCCCCCUUACAGAUGUUUGCUGGCUUCGUCCCUGCCCAUAUAUCUAUUGACAAAACUUCUUAGCUAAAAUUAUUUAUAUGACAUUUUUAUUGAUGAAAAGUCUUAGAUAAAAUUGUUAAUGUGACAUAUUUAUUACAUUUAGAUGAUUAUUUUAGAGACUAUUUAUUUCACAAUUACAGCCCUUUGUCCCUUGCGAAACAUAUAGUUCAUAAUAUUUGGUCAGUUUUUUGAUGGAAUCUAAGUAUUAUUUAAUUUUACAUAAGCACAAGUAUAUGUAAAGUAUAAACCCCUUAUUGAAGUAUAUAUACCUGAGUAACCAGACCCUUUGGGUGGCCAAAUCUUUACAUAAUGAGUUUAGCGGAUCGACCAUAAUAUGAGAUUUGUAUGUGAAGAUCCUGAUCCAUUGUACAUGUAUUAAGCGUAUCUAGUGCAGCAAUGAACAUAAUGGCGUAGAUAGAGGGAAUCUGAGGGGAGCAGGACUUGACACACAUAUGUCUAUUACUCUCUUGACCUUUUCAGUAAGGCGAGAGAGAGUGAUAGAAGAUGCAGCAUAUUGGACGUAGUAGUAAUAAAUGAAGGUGACUUAUAUGGUGAACUUGGCCAUUUAUCAAUCUGUCUUUGUUUCUCUCUCUCUCUCCGUCCAAAAAGAGCAAAAGAGUGAAAGACCUUUUGUUUCUCUUGAAAACUGCAGGACAUUACACCCAAUCUAUAGUCCUUCUCAGCUAGGUUGCUAUCCAUACUAUUUAUGUUGACGAGAUUUCUGGGCAUGCCAUGUGAUCUUAUGUUAGAUUCUCUUUGGAUCUUCUGCUCUUUCCUUCAUUUCCGUUCCUUAAUCUUCAUCAACCCCCAUAAGUUGACCCAUGUGAGUAAGCUAAUGCAGCUUUUUAUUGCACCCGCUCUUCUCACCGCUUCUGUUACCUCAAUUUAAAUCUUUGUAUUUUUAAUAUAUUAAAUACUCUUUGUGAGUUUUUCAUCAUUAAAACAUGAUUACAAUGUCAUAAUGCCCCUGUUCACACAUUCUCCUACACAAGGGAUAACACAUUUGAAACGCAAACAUAAAGAGACAAUCUUAGCUCACAUGAUAGGAUGGUUAAAUUUAUUUUUCCGAAAUAAUAAUUUAUUUCUGGAAAAAAGUAUGUAUAAUUAUAAUUUAUUCUGAAAUACGCCGUUAGUUUUUUGCUAAAUAAUGAAUAUAAAAUAACUCCUUAAUAUUUAUAUCUAAAAAACUUAUACAAAAAUAUAUUGUUUUUUAAAAAUUAAGUCCUAAAAUUAAUAAAACAAACCUCCCCAAACAGGGUCAUAAUCGUUAUUUAGGAAAAACUCAACAUGAAUUGUUUACCAAAAACUCGCGAGUCAGCCUUGUUUAUCUUCAAAAUGAUAUAUUUUGUUCGGUUAAAGACUCUACCAACUUGCCCUAUCUUUACAAACAUAACCAAGUUCAUCUCACUUGUGGAAUGAGCCAAUUUUCUACAGGAUGUCAGUCUAGUUUCCAGCAUAUGCAUAAAAAUUUAGGAUUAAGUCAUUUAGCAAUUUUUCCACGAAUAUAAUGUCAUGACAUUGGUGGGACGGACCUUAUAUAUGCUGCUACCGCGAGAGUUUGAUAUGUUCACUCAACUUGCGUGAGAGAGCUGUAUAGUACAAAAACUAAAAAUCACCACUGUAAUAGUAUUUGUGUUAAAAGGGAGCAAUGCUAUAACUUGUUCUAAAUAUAGAACAAAACAUUAUAAUUAUCAUCACAUUAAAAAAAGAAGUUUAGGUUAAAAAAAUUUAAUUUGUAAUUAAAGAGUGAUUUGUAGUUAAGGUGUGGGGUAUUUGAAAAAUUAGUUAAAUAUGGAACAAGAUAGAACACCAGCCAUUGAGAUAUGUUGUUAUUUUAGCACCAAAAACCCAAAAAAUCAUUUUUUUGGUGCUAAGUUAUAGGAAUAAGACAGCCAUUAACUUGCUCCAGGAUCAUAAUAGUAUGCAAAAGAGAAAUAAAAUCCAAAGAUUGACUUUGGUAAUAAGAAGCGUAAACAAAUACCAGUAAUAAUAAAGAACAAGUGAACAAAGCAAGUGCAAGUGUGUUAUACUGUAAAGUGGGAUGUUGCUUGAUACUCCCUCCGUCCCACAAUACAUGUCUCUUUUGGAAAAAAAUUUUGUCCCACAAUACAUGUCUACUUUUAGUUUCCAAUGCAAAUAUAUUGCAAAUAUUUCAAAAUUACCCUUCUUGAAAGUUGUAUAACAAUUAAUGGAGGUUGAAUAAGAGUCUACAUUCAUGCAUUUAUUAGGGGUAGAGGUGAGAAAAUUUUAUCUAAUCAAUGCUUUCUUAAUAUGCGUAAUUUUUUCAAAAGAGACAUGUAUUGUGGGACGGAGGGAGUAAUUGAGAUUCUUUUGUCAUAUAUAGGUAAAGUUGGAUUCAAGAUGCUGGAGGAUGUCAUUUGAACACAAAGAGCAUAAGAAUGUUUUUGUAUUUAAGUAUUUUAGAAUGUAGAUUUGUGUGUGUCACAGUCUCCAGGAGGCAAAAUGGUCCCCAAACAGUGCAGGAAGCAAAAGACAAUGAAUUGUGCAGAAACUUAAAGGAAGGUAUGCAAAAUUUAGGUUGGAUAUUGGAUAAUUAUCAAAGCUGGGCACCAUUUAAAAAAAGCAAGUAGAGCUAGCCAACAGAACACAAGUCUCCAUAUUUUAUUAGGCUAUUCACCAUUUUAGGCAAAAUGCAAAUGCAUCUCCUACACUAGUUGUUUGGCUGGAUUUACUCAUCAUGACUACAAUCAAAAAGAGGUCCCCCCACUCUUGUUUCAACCACAUUCUCUUAAUUCUCCAUUAUAAUCACUCUACUGCUGCAUCUCUUUCCCUCCCAUUUCUUUUCUCCAAACCAAAUCAUUUCUCUCAGAAAAUCUGUCUCCCAUAUAAAUAUUUGUUUUUUUUUUUCAUGCAACAUUUUCUUGCAAGAAGCUACAGUUUUUAGUUCAAGCUGGUCUUCAAAAAAAAUUUGACAAGACCCAAAGUACCAUGACUUGUGCAGGGCAUCUAGACAAAAAGCCAUGCAUUAUGAUACUACUACUACUAUAGCCAAGCGGUGUCGUUUGGAGUUAUAGGUGGUGUAGCUAGGUAGCUAGCUGGGAUAAUAUAAUAAGCAGAAGCUGCAGGUCAUUGAACAGAAGGGCUAUGCAUGUAUCUGAUGUUGUACGAGUGCCUGUGGCCUGUGCUAUAUCUAUCUAUAUUGUGAUCAGAGAAACAGUUUUGUCUACUCUAGCUCCCCCUUCACACCAAAGCUAGUUAAAAACAAAGGCUCUGCAGACAUGGCAGAGCUAAGUUAUUGCUUUGAUAUAUGGUCAAAUCAUAAGCCCAGUAAUUAGUCACCAUCCUCUUACACAAAAAACACUCUUGCAUUAAUAUUUUUUCCCAAGAUCGAGAGACAUGGAGAGGAGUUAUUUUACAAGCAGUACUUUUAUUGUUUUGACAGUGGAUUUUAAAUUUCGACUUGUGAUUCAGAGAGUAAAUGUGGGAUUGUACAUAAGUUUCUUAUAUGCAUGAAUAAGAAGGAGUUUAAGUCAAGGGUGUUAAUGAAGAAUAAACGUACAGUGCAUGCAUAGCAAAGCAUAAAAUAGCAUAGCAUGUAAAUGUAAAAGCAAAGGGGAGGGAAAAAGAGAGGAGGCAAGGUGGAGCGGAGGAACAAAAGCAAAAGAGGAGGUCUUUCUCAUGCACGGAUCCCAAGAGAAUGCUGGAUGGAUACCCAGCAUUUCUUGCUGGAACUCAUUCUUUUUGUUUUGUUUAAAGGGACUUGCUUUCUUCUAUUUACAUACCUUUUCAGACUUUCUUUGUGUGAGAGAGAGGCCAAUUAAAUAAAGAGAGGGCAUUGAUUUAUCUAUUCAUUCAGUGACCAAGUUAGAUUUUGUUUAAGAUCAUGCUUUGAUUUUUUUUGUUUCACAAGUCUGCAGCUAGUAAACAAACAAAAUAACAGUCACUGGUUAGUUUUCAAAAUGGAGGGAAGAAAAGAAGAGAUUUUUAGUUUUUGUGGAUAUAUAUGGUGAUUAGUUUAUUAGUUUCCCAAUCAUUGAGUUGCCUUGCAACCAAGAUAAGUAACAAAGGAAAACACUUGCUAGCUACUCAAAUAUCUUUCUCCAUCUUUUUCCUUGUUUGUGUGUGAAAGUUAAGAGGGGCAUCAAGAAAAUGAGUAAUGAUACAAGACUUAACAGCAAAAACAGUAACAACUGGUUGGAUUUCUCUCUUUCCCCUGACCACAUGAACAACAACAUGGAGUCUCCUUCAGAGCCUCCUCCUCAGCAUUCUACCUCUACUUCACCACUUCCAUCAAGCUCAGCUUCUUUUUCUCAGCCUCCUCAUUUUAACUACCCAAAUUUUUACUAUGGUGCUGGAGGAGAAAAUGGUGGCUAUCUUUACUCUCCUCUGUCUGUCAUGCCCCUCAAGUCUGAUGGCUCACUCUACAUAAUGGAAGCCAUGUCCAGGUCUCAACCACAAGGUAUGGUAACUUCAUCAACUCCAAAACUUGAAGACUUUUUUGGGGGAUCAACAAUGGGGACCCAUCACUAUGAAACCAGCCAUGACAGCAGUUCAGCAAUGGCUUUAAGCCUGGAUAGCAUGUAUAAUUACCACCAUAACCAAGCCCAAAAUGUUCCACACAACAGCCAAGAUCUCUUAAACCUUCUUCAACACAACUCUAGCCAGCAGAUUCAGGUCCAGCAUUACCCUGAUUACUCCUCAUUUGCAGGCCAAGAGCUGUACCAGAUACCGCAAGCCGAAAACAAAGGAACCCCCCAGCUUUCCCAUGAUCACAACUCUGGAAUGAAGAAUUGGGCUUCUUCUAGUCAUUACCCAGCUAGUCAUGCAGUGGAGCACCAAAAGAUGGUAGAGUGUAUGAGUGAUGAGAAUGGGGGAGAAUCAACUUCUGUUGGGUAUGGAAACAUACAAUCUUUGAGCUUGACCAUGAGUCCUGCUUUGCAGUCAAGCAGCUGUGUCACUGCUUCACACCAAAUUUCCUCUGCAGUGGCUGAUUGUUUGGUUAUUGAUACAAAGAAAAGAGGGCCUGGAAAGGUGGAUCAGAAGCAGGUUGUUCACAGAAAGUCCAUAGAUACAUUUGGCCAAAGAACCUCACAGUAUAGAGGUGUUACAAGACAUAGAUGGACUGGUAGAUAUGAAGCACAUUUAUGGGACAAUAGUUGCAAGAAAGAAGGACAAAGUAGGAAAGGAAGGCAAGUGUACCUGGGUGGUUAUGACAUGGAAGAGAAAGCUGCAAGAGCUUAUGAUUCAGCAGCACUCAAGUACUGGGGACCUUCAACUCAUAUUAAUUUUCCGUUGGAAAAUUAUGGUCAAGAACUUGAAGCUAUGAAGAAUAUGACCAGGCAGGAGUAUGUUGCUCACUUAAGAAGGAAAAGCAGUGGCUUCUCAAGGGGAGCUUCUAUGUAUAGAGGAGUGACAAGCAGACACCAUCAACAUGGUCGAUGGCAAGCUCGGAUUGGUCGAGUUGCAGGAAACAAGGACCUUUAUCUUGGGACAUUUAGCACCCAAGAGGAAGCAGCUGAGGCAUAUGAUGUUGCAGCAAUCAAGUUCCGUGGUACAAAUGCUGUAACAAACUUUGACAUCUCAAGGUACGACGUGGAGCGAAUCAUGGCAAGCAAUACUCUUCUUGCUGGAGAACUUGCUAGGCGAAAUAAGGAGGUUACCUUGGCUAUUGAGGCCCCUAAUCCCAACUCUUUUGGCCAUAAUCAUAAUAGUGAACCAUGCAUAUCCUCAAAGCAGAACAAUGUAAGCUCUAUAUCUGAAUGGAAAAUGGCAUUGACAAAUCAUGCCUCUCAGCCUAGCAAAAGAUCAGUUGGUACUGAAGAUUACAUGGCCCAAGCCUAUUCAGUGGCCAGACAUGAUUUGCUACAAAUCGGAAUCGACACAAUGAGCUCAGUCCCGGAUGAGGCCUCAAAAAACUGCACUCCUCACUUGUCUAAUGCUUCUUCACUGGUUACUAGCUUAAGCAGCUCAAGAGAAUGCAGCCCUGACAAAAACAAUGUAGUGCCUCUUGUGAGAAUGCCUGCAUUAGCAACUAAGUUCCUGAGUGGUUCUUCUACAAAUGCUGGUUCUUGGAUCUCAACAGCCCAAUUGGGUCCACAUGUGCCUGUUUUUGCUGCAUGGACAGAUGCAUGACAAUAUAAAGAAAAGUUGUGAAUUAUUAUGGAGAAUAUUUAUGGGGUAAAGAGUAGUGUCAAUGGGGUAGGUGGGACCUGGAAACUGCAUGUUAUCACAGUUUCCACAUUUUCAAUUCUCAACUCUUUUCUUGUAUUGUUAUUAUGAAGAUCUUGAAAAUAUUGGUGGAGGGAAGCUAGGAAAAAAAUGAUGAUCAAAACUUAAUCUCAAUGCUUUCUUUAUGUUGCA